Populus nigra (black poplar) is the source of this 1929-nucleotide messenger RNA. Its product is annotated as ABSCISIC ACID-INSENSITIVE 5-like protein 2. Gene Ontology annotation, cellular component: nucleus. NCBI's taxonomy places the organism in Eukaryota, Viridiplantae, Streptophyta, Magnoliopsida, Malpighiales, Salicaceae. Gene Ontology annotation, biological process: positive regulation of DNA-templated transcription. The transcript is spliced from 3 exons. The coding region runs from base 519 to 1328 and encodes 269 amino acids. Gene Ontology annotation, molecular function: DNA-binding transcription factor activity. The record is from RefSeq and is a predicted model, not a curated record.
UUAUCAUUAUUGUCAUUAAUUAAUUUAUUUACUCAUUUUCUUAAUUUUUAUUUCUUACAUUGUCGAUUGAUUUUAUAAUUGAUAUGAGUGAUUGGUUGUCUUGUUGAGGGAUUUUAAACCCGUGUUUGGUUAGCGAGAAAAGGAGGGAAAAAUUAUGAAAAUGAAAAUUCUACUAGAAUUUUAUAUUUUUGUGGAUUUUGUGUAUAUAUAUAAAUUCUGGGUUUCUCUUAAAGUUUUGAGGUUUAAGAACGAAUACAAAAUGGCUUUUUGAAUUGCUAGGUUUUAUGGGUGAGCUCUGUAGAUUCAUUAGUAUUGUUGAUUUUUUGAAGAAGGGAAAUGAGAUAACUUUCUAGAUGGAAAAAUGGAGGAUAUUAAGAUAACAAGUGUUUUAGGGUUUUGGGGAGUUGUUUAGUGAUAUCGGGUUUUGCUUCCUUUUUAUUUUUAUUGUGGAGAUGAGCCCUGAUAUCUUGUUCGUUUCUAAAGCAAAACGUGGUUAGGGGUUAAGAAUUUGGUGGUGAAUGGGUGUUCAAACAAUGGCAUCUCAAAGAAAUGGCCAGCAGUCUCAUCUACAGCCGUAUCAGUUGACGAGGCAAAACUCGUGGUAUAACCUCACUCUCAAUGAAGUUGAAAACCAAUUAGGAAAUUUAGGGAAGUCCUUGUGUAGCAUGAACCUCGACGAGCUUCUUAAAAAUGUAUGGAGCACUGAAGCUAAUCAAUCCGUGGGAAUGGAUAGUGAAAGUACCUCAAUGUCUUCUCUCCAACAUCAGGCUAGUCUCACAUUGGCCAGGGCAUUGAGUGGGAAGACAGUGGAUCAAGUCUGGAAAGAGAUUCAACAAGGGCAGAAGAAGAGGUUUGGUGAGGAGAUGAAAGUUCAGGAAAGAGAGCAGACUCUUGGUGAAAUGACUUUGGAGGAUUUCUUGGUACAAGCAGGACUUUUUGCCAAAGCAACUAUAAGCCCUUCCUUGGAUUUAGCUACUGUUGAUGCAGUGACCCCACAAAGUUUUUCACAAAAAAUGAUCCUUUCCUCAUCCCCGUCAACAGGCACAUUAUCUGAUACCACGACAUCAGGACGGAAAAGGGAUACCCCAGAUGCAUUUGAGAAGAGUAUUGAGAGGAAGCUCAAGAGAAAAAUCAAGAACAGGGAAUCUGCUGCCCGUUCACGAGCUAGAAAACAGGCCUAUCAUAACGAGCUGGUGAGCAAGAUUUCACAUUUAGGGGAGGAGAAUAUGAAGCUCAAGAAAGAGAAGGAAUUUGAGAAGAAGUUUCCAAUUGAACCAUCAGCUGAACAAAAAUAUCAGCUUAGAAGAACAAGUUCUACUUCUUUCUGACAUCACAUCUCUCUGUGUGAGAGUUUUGUAGCUCAUCGAGUGUUAGUGCUAGCCUCUUGGGUUUAUGUGUAAAAUGCUGUGGGAAUUUAUCACAAGGCUGCCUUGCUUCACCUCUGGCACUACUGUUGUGGUUCCACCUUGCCCGCCAUUAGCUUUCACUCAUGUUCAUUCAGGACUAUCUUGGUAUACAGCAUUAAAUGUGCUAUGUUUAUAGCUUCACAUGUCCAGGCUCCGGUUGGUGUUGCUAGAAAAUGAAACUUGAGAAAGAAUUGUGCCCGACCCGUGUAUUAGGUUGUUAAAUGAUUAUGAGAUUAGUUUAAGACAUGGACAUCAGAUUAGCUCAAGACAUGACAUGGAGAUCAGAUUAGUUUAAGAUAUGGACAUCACUAAUGUAUAAUGCAUGGAUAUUCAUGUCAUGCUCAGAGUGCUUUGGAAUAGAUGGUGAGGGUUUUUCUCUUCCGGGAUCCAAUGUCAAUAGCAGAUGGAGGCCAACCAUGUUUGGUGGGUCUGCCAGUCUUUUGGACAAGGGAUUAUUAAGCAGUCAGCAAAAGGGAAAAUUUUGUAUUUGUUCGGUAAUAUAGUUAUCACUAGAUUUGUUGCC